CCGUACUAUAUAUAAUAAACCCAUACAACCUCAUUUCACUAACCAGUAGUAAUAUUGUCGAGAUAUGGCGACCAAUACCUUCGCUAUCUUUUUCACCCUCCUACUCAUCUUCUCUUCUCAGUGGACGAUUCCAGGAGCAGAAGCACGAGUGUGCCAGUCGUUGAGCCAUAUGUAUCAUGGAUCUUGUCUCCGCCACCAUAACUGCUCUGUCAUCUGCCGGAAUGAAGGUUUCUCCGGCGGAAGGUGCAAAGGUGUCCGCCGCCGCUGUUUCUGCACCAAACUUUGUUAGAUACUUAGAUCUGAUAAAUUUAUCCAGUUUGUGGCGGAAACUCGAUUGGUGUUGUUUCCUCUAGCUUGGUUUAUUUAAUUUCGAUUUGAAGUGUUUGUUGUAAGAAUCUUUGAAUGAUUAUGGUUUGGAAUGUAGUUUGUUAUCGAUUAUGUUUUGAAAA
This is a messenger RNA of Lactuca sativa (garden lettuce), 449 nucleotides long. The record is from RefSeq and is a predicted model, not a curated record. NCBI's taxonomy places the organism in Eukaryota, Viridiplantae, Streptophyta, Magnoliopsida, Asterales, Asteraceae.